This is a messenger RNA of [Candida] anglica, 1749 nucleotides long. The record is from the annotation of a GenBank genome assembly. Lineage: Eukaryota; Fungi; Ascomycota; Pichiomycetes; Serinales; Debaryomycetaceae.
AUGCUGUUUAUAGGGGUAGAUGUUGGAACAGGAUCAGUAAGAUCUUGUUUAAUUACAAGUAAUGGGGAAUCAUACACAGCAACAAAAAAUAUUAGUAGAGUUUCAAAUUCAAAAUAUUCAAAUUUCAUCACUCAAUCUACUGAUGAAAUCUUCUUAUCGGUGAUUCUUACCAUCAAACAAGUUAUUGAAUUAUCUCCUAAAAAUGAGCAAGUUAAAGGUAUAUCAGUAACUGCGACUUGUUCGAUGGCGGUAUUUGAAGUAGAUCAGAGUAGUAAAGAGAAUCGAUUAAUUCCAUAUGCUUGUGAUUACGAUGGCUUGGAUUCUCUGCAAAAUAUCAUUUUAUGGAUGGACUCAAGAGCAUUAAAAGAAUGUAAUGAAAUUAAUGGAAUAGUCUCUAAAUCAAUUUUGAGUUCAGUAGGUGGGUCAUAUAUUCCAGAAAUGGGACUUCCCAAGUUAAAAUGGUUAUCACAAAAUAAUCCUCAAGAGAAAUUUAUAGUGGCUUUUGAACUUCAUGAUUGGAUCACUGCUAAAUUACUUUCAGGAGAUCUAUGUUUACAAUCUAUAUCAAUAUCUAAGAAUAUAUCCAACAAUAUAAGGAAUGGUACAAUUGAUGGAUCAAUAUUGGGAUGUGAUUUGGAAACUUUACAAGCUUUAAAAAUCACUGAGAAUAAUAUUUUCAUUGGUAGUGCUAAUAAACAACCAAUUAAUGAGUUUCUAGGUACAAAUUUAGGAUUUAUUAGCAAAGAUUUGUAUGAAACCUUCCCUUUGGGAGUUACUCUGGAAACGAUUAUUGUUUCUGGAUGUAUAGAUUGUUAUGCUGGUUGGAUAUCGACUAUUAUGGAUCCUGUACAAUUUUCAAAUCCAAUAUAUAUGGUUGCAGGAACUUCAACAUGUUUCUUGUUGCCAGCCAUUUCUGAAACCAUAGAUAAAACCAAUCUUGUGAAGGGAGUAUGGGGCCCAUUCUCACAAUUCUUACCAGAUAUAUCAUUGUACCAAAGUGGACAACCAGCUACUGGGAAACUAUAUGAAACUCUAUUUAAUGAAUAUGAAGAAUUAUUACUCAAAGAAGAUGGUUCCCCAUUUGAAGUUUUAGAGAGAGAAACCUUAAAAUUAGAAAGAGAUCAUAACCAAUCAAUAACUUAUUUACUUCGAAAUUAUCUUUAUUAUGGCGAUCAUUUUGGAAAUAGAUGUCCAUAUAAUGAUCCAUUAAUGGGGUCAAUGAUGAUUGAUGGGUUUAAUUCUACUUCGGGAUUACCAUCAGUAUGGGAGAGAAGUCUUGUUGGAUUAACAAUAAAAUAUAAUUUGAUACAAGAGUUUAUAUGUUUACAAACUCAAGAAAUUAUUACAAAUAUGUCAAAGUCCAAUUGCUUAAUUGAUACAAUUAUUAUUAGUGGAUCACAAUCUAAAAAUGAGAGAUUUUUAAAGUUAUUGGGGAAAGUUACCAAUAAAAAAAUAUUUAUUGGAGAUAAAGAUGGGGAAUCGGAUACUGUGGUCGCUAAGGGGGCAGCAUUAUUGGCCAAAUUAGGAUCAAUUGGGGGAGUUUUAACCGUAUCGACAGUUUCUAAGUAUAAACAGAAAUUCGUCAAUAAAUCAAUAGACGAAGAAGUACCUGAAUAUUAUCAACAGUACCCGUCUAACUCUAUUCAAAAUUCUUCAGAUAGUUCCAUUCUAAAAUUGAAAGGAGAAUUUUUAAAGGAAAUGGCCCACUUACAAAAUAGAUUUAGAUCAAAAAUUAAUUCAUGUAUAUGA